AAAAAAAGAUCUAAAAUCUGACAUUUGUCUCAGCAGCAGUUUUGUUUAUUGCGUGCGUUUAUUUAGAAAGUUUUCAAUUUUUAGUAAAAGUUUCUUUUUUGUUGAGUUUAUUCUAUUCUGUGGGAGUAAUGGAACCCCCAGCGCAUAUUAGUGUUGCAGAGCAAAACGUUGAUAACGAAGAAAAAAAUAAACUGCUUGAGCAAAUACGUUUCUAUGUCGAAAAUUAUGAACGUUUGUGUCGGUUGUGUUUGACCAACCAACGUCUGGUAAAUCUCUACAGCAUCGUGCAAGAACGAAACGUUUAUUAUGUGCGACAUUUCAUCAAAGAAGCUUUGCGAUUGAUGGAGCAAACGAUUGACAAAAAAGAUCGCUUGCCGAAUUUCAUAUGCGAAAAAUGCGAACGAAAUUUGAACAUAAUAUUCAACUUUAAGAAAAAAUGUGACAAAUCACGACGUAUUCUCGAAAAGGUUCGUGACAAAUCAAUUGCAGUUGAUGAUUUGGUGGACACCGACUCACAGCAAACUGCAGAUAAACUCCAUGUCAGUAGUCGCAGCCGGAUGAAACGUGACAACCCGAAUUGCGCUGAUUUACUGAAGAAGCUCCCUAACGAUAUUAAUAUAGCAAAGGUGCGUGAUUCAGCAAAAUCUGGGAAGUUAGCUGUAGAAGAGCUGGCAAAUAACGUGCUCAAACUCGAAUCUGACGAUAUUAAGCAAGAAGUUGCUAGCUUAGGGCUUUUGUUUCCGGGAACGGAUCUUAAUAUAGAGUUGAAUGAAUUUUCUAAUCUGGUGGAUGAUGGCAGUGCUAUCGUUUCUCAAGAAGAUGUACACCAUGAUUCAGUAAGCGAAAAGGAUUUCAAAGUCGAUCAUACUUCGGACAAUGAUUGGGAACCAAACGAACAACAAACUAUGUCAGACGAGACGGAUGAGCAAUCAGCUAACGACCUUCCUGCAGAGCGGAAGAGAAGGAGGAAUACAAAAGUUAGACACGGAAAACAAGGACGACCCAUUGGCUCGAAGUCACGCGGCCAAGGAAAAAAACUGCCGAAGGAAAAAACCAUCUGUCCGGUGUGCGGCGCGUUGGUGAACAACAUUAAAUGCCACAUGGUCACCCACGAUGAGAUUCGGCCGCAUCAGUGCGAACAGUGUCCGAAAGGUUUCACCUCCCGCAACAAGCUGCAGUCGCACGUAAACAGUGUUCAUCUGAAAAAACGUGACUUUAAAUGCGAAAUCUGUGGCAAAGCGUUUCUGGAGAAGAACAACCUCAAAGGCCACCAGAGAAUCCACAACGGAGAACGGAAGUACAAGUGCGACCUCUGCCCGAAGACAUUUCUUUUCGCUGGUACAUUGCGCUGUCACAAGCUGACCCACACGCAGGACAAGAAGCAUGAAUGUCAGGUUUGUGGCAAAAUGUUCUUAAUGCGUACCACGCUUAACAAGCACUUGUACGUGCACAGUAACGAGCGGCCGCAUAAGUGCGAUAUGUGCGAUAAAACGUUUCGGACGUCGACGCAUAAAAUCAUACACAUGCGAACGCACACAGGCGAGAAACCACUGCAGUGUCGGAUUUGUGGAGCUGGUUUCGCACACCACAAGGCGCGUAGUGUCCACAUGAAGACUAAGCAUGCGGAAGAAUUGGUCGCAAUGGACAUGCUGGAUGAAAGAGGUCAUCUAAAAUUCUAGGAACAUAACUGGGUAGGUGUUUGCCAAACCUCAAUGUAGAGAAUAUAUAUGUAUAAUUUUUGCUCA
This is a messenger RNA of Wyeomyia smithii (pitcher-plant mosquito), 1745 nucleotides long. RefSeq names its product myoneurin-like. The transcript has 4 exons. Bases 129 to 1679 code for a protein of 516 amino acids. Gene Ontology annotation, molecular function: zinc ion binding. The record is from RefSeq and is a predicted model, not a curated record. Lineage: Eukaryota; Metazoa; Arthropoda; Insecta; Diptera; Culicidae. Gene Ontology annotation, cellular component: nucleus.